Messenger RNA from Trematomus bernacchii (emerald rockcod), 1504 nucleotides. It is a transcript of the gene thpo, whose product is annotated as thrombopoietin. The record is from RefSeq and is a predicted model, not a curated record. Bases 155 to 691 code for a protein of 178 amino acids. Gene Ontology annotation, molecular function: cytokine activity; hormone activity. The transcript is spliced from 5 exons. Lineage: Eukaryota; Metazoa; Chordata; Actinopteri; Perciformes; Nototheniidae. Gene Ontology annotation, cellular component: extracellular region. Gene Ontology annotation, biological process: cell population proliferation.
UGCACUUCCCACUGCUGAAUGAGAAGGUGGGAUAUCAAGUGGGGAGAAGACAAAAAGGACACACAGCUCCUCUACAGUGGACACAGGGAAUUAUCCACCUGGCAUAUUUCUUAAUGGAACAAAUGUGGAUUCAUCGGGAGUGGCCAAGCAGGGCAUGGCGUUAAGCAGACUCCUGCUGCUCUUUAUGGUAGCCUCUGAACUGCGGGAUGCUGAGACAAAACCCAUAGAAUUUGUGUGUAAUAAAGGUGCCAGGCGGGCUAUUAACAUUGUGGCAGAGCUGGAGAGUGCACUGAGUGAAUGUUAUGGCUCGACAACACUCUCCACCCCGGUUCAGCUACCCUGUACCGAGCUUCACGUAGCAUCUUGGGAAAACAAAUCAGACCAGGAGAAGAGAGGAGACAUCGUUGCAUCCUUGAAGCUUCUUGUUGAAAGUGUGAAGGUGUUCAAGGCCCAAAGCCAGCCGGGAUGUGCUGCUUCACUUCUGCAGAGACUGGAGAACAACAUCAACAACUACCUGCUCAUUCUCACACACCUUCAGCUGAGUCAGGGGCCAGCAGUGAGUCCAGGACUGUCAUGUGUUCCUCGAAGUACCCAGAGUCUGAGCACAGUCCUGUUGAACUACAACCAACUGAUCUCAGGCAAACUAGAGCGGUUUGUCAUUAACCUGGAAGACAGAUGCAAUUCCAAUUAACAUAUGAACAAAUAGAGUGGACCUAAUGUUCUUCCAACUGCUCCCCCCAGGGCGAUAAAAGAAGAAUGAAAAUCCAACAGAGCAAAACUGUCAGAAAGAUCCAGAUAUUCUCCUUUCCCUGUUCCACAUGUUUAUGCACUUUGUUGUAGAUCUCAAAUGUUGUAUAGGUGAAAAGUUUGCUUUUUUUAUAUAAUGUAUAACUUUUUAAGAGGAUAAAGAAGAAAUACAUCCUUUUCUGCUGGUCGUUAAGCGCAAUUAGAGUAUCAUGGACAAAUGAAUGUAUAACAGAAAGGCCGUUUUUUUAAUGAAUUUACUAAACUAUGGAUGCUUUAAAGUUUGUUCUCAGCCAAUUGAACUAUUACAAGCCUACAAUCUGCAAAAAGUCAACCUGAUUUGGAUUUAUUUUAUUUUUCAGAUUUGUUGUGAUCUUUAGUGGUAGCAAGGCUUGCAAAGCUGAGGAAAACGUACAAACCAUCCAGUUGCAAAUAGUUUUAUUUCACAAUGUUUUAUAUCCAAAUACUGCAAGUCCUUGCACAUUUGCUUAAUUUGAAAAAUCUAGUGUUCCUGGUAUGAAUUUAGAGAGCAACUGUUUAUUCUCAUUGCACUUUUAGAUAUCUCUGUUUACAUUUUUUAUUUUAAAGUUUAUUGAUUUGCUGUAGAUUUGUGCCUUUUUCUAUGUAUUUCAUAUUUUAAUUUAGGAAAUCUAUCUUGCGUGCCUCAGUGAAUUUGAUUAUGUAUAUCCAGAUUUGUCAUUUUAAGAGGACAUUUUAUUUAGUUGAUGUUUAUCAAAACAAUAUAAUAUGCAAUAAACUA